This is a messenger RNA of Callithrix jacchus (white-tufted-ear marmoset), 2034 nucleotides long. It is a transcript of the gene TSKS, whose product is annotated as testis specific serine kinase substrate. The record is from RefSeq and is a predicted model, not a curated record. Gene Ontology annotation, cellular component: centriole. Lineage: Eukaryota; Metazoa; Chordata; Mammalia; Primates; Cebidae. Gene Ontology annotation, molecular function: protein kinase binding.
ACCCUGGAGGGUCUGUGGUUAGAACAGGUGGGAAGUCUCAGAGGAAGGAGCCCCUGGGAGCCAGACUCCCACGCCAUGGCGAGCGUGGUGGUGAAGACGAUCUGGCAGUCCAAAGAGAUCCAUGAGGCUGGGGACAUCCCUGCGGAGGUCGAGAGCUGCUCCCAGCUAGUCCCUGAGGCUCCCCGGGGGGUUACCAGCCCGGACAAGGGGAUUCCCAGGAAAAAGAAGGCCGUGUCGUUCCACGGGGUGGAGCCCCCGAUGUCCCACCAGCCCAUGCACUGGUGCCUGAACCUCAAACGGUCGUCGGCCUGCACCAAUGUGUCACUGCUCAACCUGGCCUCCAUGGAGCCCACCGACUCCUCGGGGACAGACUCAAUAGUGGAAGACCUCAGCAGCCAACUCGCCGGGCCCCCUGCCUCCCCCACCCUACCCUGGGUUCUGGAUGACCCAGACAUCUCGGAAAUCCUGAGUGGGGUCAACAGUGGAUUGGUCCGUGCCAAAGACUCCAUCACCAGCUUGAAGGAAAAGACCACUCGGGUUAACCAGCAUGUGCAGACCCUGCAGAGUAAGUGUUCCGUGCUGAGUGAGAAUCUGGAGAGAAGGCGGCAGGAGGCAGAAGAGUUGGAGGGGUACUGCAUUCGACUCAAGGAGAACUGCUGGAUGGUGACCCGGUCUGUGGAAGAUGCUGAAAUCAAAACCAACGUCUUGAAGCAGAAUUCUGCCCUGCUGGAGGAGAAGCUGCACUACCUCCAGCAGCACCUGCAGGAUGAGACACCGCGACGGCAGGAGGCUGAGCUACAGGAGCCGGAGCAGAAGCAGAAGCCGGAGGCUGGCCUCUCCAGGAACUGCCUGGACCCCGCCGCCAUGCCCCAGGGCUGCCCCGGCCCGCCGGGAAGUCCCCACGAACCCUCGCGGCCACGCGGCCUGGCCCUGGGAGGCUGGGGAAUGGGGCCUCGGGCAGGGGAGGGCCCCCACGUGAGCCAACAGGAAUUGCAGAAGGUGUUCACCGGCCUCGAGGAGCUGAGGAGAGAGGUGUCCUCGCUGACUGCCCGGUGGCGUCAGGAGGAAGGGGCGGUGCAGGAGGCCCUGCGGCUGCUCGGGGGCCUGGGCGGCAGGGUCGACGGCUUCCUAGGCCAGUGGGAACGGGCACAGCGCGAGCAGGCGCAGACGGCGCGAGGCUUGCAGGAGCUGCGAGGUCGGGCGGAUGAGCUGUGCACGAUGGUGGAACGGUCAGCAGUGUCUGUGGCUUCACUGAGGAGCGAACUGAACGGGCUGGGCCCACUGAAACCCAUUCUGGAGGAGUUCGGGCGGCAAUUUCAGAACUCUCGAAGAGGGCCUGACCUCUCCAUGAACCUGGAUCGAUCCCACCAAGGCAACUGUGCCCGCUGUGCCAGCCAGGGGUCGCAGUUGUCCACGGAGUCCCUGCAGCAGCUGCUGGACCGCACGUUGACCCCACUAGUGGAUGAGGUGAAGCAGAGGGGCCUGGCUUCUGCCUGUCCCAGCUGUCAGAGGCUACACAAGAAGAUUCUGCUCCCCCUCCACGCCCAGCCUAGUCCAGCAAGCCCAGCUGCGCCUACGCUCCUCUCCCCAGGAGCUGGAGCGCCAGGCCUUAGCCAAACACGUCAGAGCGGAGGCCCUGAGCUCCACCCUUCGGCUGGCCCAAGAAGAGGCCAUGCGAGCCAAGAACCUGCUGCUGACAGACAAGAUGAAGCCGGAGUGAGGAAGGAGGCUGAGGGCGUGGGAGGAGGGGAGAAGAUGGCCACUCUGGACUAUCUACACUUGAAGAUGAGCUCGCUCCAUGAUCAGAUCAGCAACCUGCCACUUGAGGGGUCCACGGGAACAAUGGGUGGAGGCAGCAGUGUGGGAACCCCCCCGAAACAUGGGGGCCCAGCCCCCGAACAAUAAAUGCCCCCUGGUGCUGGCAUGAAUUCUGUCUCCUUUUUGGCACCAGAGGACUAGUGAAUUGCCCACACACCAUGCACGACCUCUAUGCCUACUCUGAUUUAUUUAAUAAAUAAAUACAUUUUAUUAUUC